ACUCCCACCCCUCAAAAUAUUUAAGCCGCCAUUCUCUCUUCUCCCUGUUUUCUUCCUUGCGCAGCAGCGGCGGCGCCCAUCUUCUCCGGUAGCAAGCUCCCUCCCAUGGCGGCUCCUCUCCUCUAGGGCGUCGCAUCUCCCAGCCAGCACAUGUUUAUCUUCCUCCCCACCGCUCCUUCCCUGGUGCAGGCGCAGGGAGCAGUUCCCCUGGCCGAGCUCCAUUCCAGCAGGGACGCCCAGGUCCCGACGGCCCCUGCGCAGCUCCUCCCCGCGGCCACCAUGGUGCUCGACGCCUCUCCCCUUCAAGCGCAGCAGCAGCAGCUUCCCUAGUCUCCCAUGGCGCCCCCUUCAAUUUCCAUGGCCGGCACCCAAGCUCCAGCCCCUCCCCGCGAGCCCUCUCCCCUUGCUGCCUGGCCGAGCUCGCUGUUCUCCCUGCUCCACGGCGAGCAGCAGCUCGUCCACCUCUUCCUCCCAUGGUGCCCAGAAAUUCCAGCAGCAAGGACUCGACAGCAGCAGCUCGACCCUCCUCUCCUCGCUGGCGCAAACCUCUCCCAUGGCGCGCUGCAGCAGACGCCCUAGAGCAUCCCCGCCAUGGCUCGCGACCCGGCUUCCUCCCUGUUUGCGUGCUGCUGCGCAGUGCCCCGUCGGUGCUUGCUAUGUGCUCGACGAAAUGUGCAGCAAGCCACGCGUCGUCGAUUUCCUGCAGCAGCCCCGACGUCUCCGCACGGCUCGCUGCUUUGUGUUGAGCAGUGGACAGCACGCCGUCGAUGCCCGCCGGUGGCUUGCUGUUUUUGCGCAGCCCCAUCCGCGACGCCGUCGAAACCCGUGCUGCCGUCAAUGCCAUUCGUCGCGCACGCGUGUUCGAUACAAGACCGGUCGGGUGCACCACGUGCUUGCACAACUCAACUCCGAUCCCGUUCAGGACUGAGAGAUGAUGAUCGAGCUAGUGAUGUGGUGCCA
This is a messenger RNA of Zea mays, 960 nucleotides long. RefSeq lists its product as uncharacterized. The coding region runs from base 554 to 928 and encodes 124 amino acids. Lineage: Eukaryota; Viridiplantae; Streptophyta; Magnoliopsida; Poales; Poaceae. The transcript has 3 exons. The record is from RefSeq and is a predicted model, not a curated record.